Messenger RNA from Trypanosoma theileri, 1329 nucleotides. Its product is annotated as putative RNA-binding protein. The coding region runs from base 1 to 1329 and encodes 442 amino acids. Gene Ontology annotation, molecular function: RNA binding. The transcript has a single exon. The record is from RefSeq and is a predicted model, not a curated record. Lineage: Eukaryota; Euglenozoa; Kinetoplastea; Trypanosomatida; Trypanosomatidae.
AUGGCGACGGGAACGGUAAAGCGCAAGCCGACGCCUUCUGCCCUUCGUAAGAAGAAGGCACAGCAGCGCAUUCGCAAGAAGAUCCAGCGCAAACUAGAGAAGAAGAAGCCCAACUGGAAGGUUGCCAUAGCGAAGUCCUACCAGGACCCUAAAGGCAAAGGCAACAGUAAAAAGAAGGAACCAUUCCAACGAAAGAAACGCCCUCGUGAGAAUGAUGAGGAUGAGGAUGAGGAUGAUAAUGAAGAUGAGUAUAAUGAUGAGGAAGGUGAAGUCCAGAGUGAUGUGGAUGAGGAGAAGCAGGAACGCUUAAAUGAGCGGGAUCCACUCGAUACCCAAUUGUUCCUCAAACAACUCCCUCUCGAUACUUCCGAGGCGGAGUUGAUGCAAUUCUUCCAAUCACGAUUUGGAAAAGUGCGGCGGGUGUUGUUGGUGCGGAAUAAGGCCACCAAAACACUGGCGGGAACGGGAUUUCUCCACUGUGGAUCUGUGGAGUUGGCCAACAGCAUUAUGGAACACGCCCAGCAGAAUGCACGGGAGUUAUCCGCCACCGAUCGCUCAGACUGGCGUGAAAAGACAAAGGAACUCUCACACUGUCAGGCAAAGCGAAUGCGGUUUAAAAUGCGUACAGAUGCGUUUACCGCACGAGAUCCAUUUUUAACCAUACGUGAAACCCGUUUUACAGUUCAUCGUGUAUUAUCAAGAACUGAUUCCCAAGAGGCUUCUGCGGCCGUACAGAAGAAGAAGAAGCGAACAAAGGUGGCAGCAGAUGAUCCACGGCAUUUGUAUUUACUACAGGAAGGUCUUAUUCUCCCAGAUACUCCAGCCGCACGAGGUUUACAUCCUCGUUAUCUUGAAAUGGUUCAGGCGGACUAUGAGGCUAGAAAGGCUCAACUUCGAAACAGUAACAUGUUUGUUAGCACGACUCGUUUGAAUAUACGUAAUUUACCACGCACAAUGACAGAAAAGGAAUUACGUACACUUUUUGCAACUCAAGUGCGUUUAUUUUUGAAGAAAAAUAAGAAAUGUGUUGAAAAGGAGAAGUGGGGUAAAUACGGCCCAAUUAAGAAUAUUAAACUGGUGAAGGACUCUGCUGGAACCUCUAAGGGAUAUGCAUUUAUUGAGUUUAUUAAUCACCCAAUAGCUUUACACGCACUACGUGCUAUUAACAACAAUCCCACUCUAUUCGGUGAUAAGAGGCGUCUUAUCGUCUCAUUCGCCGUUGAAGACAUCAACGCCAUUCAAAAACUGCAGCGUAUGCGAGAGUUGCGGCAGCAGCGAAAUAUGCCUCGCUCUGGAAAGGGAAAUGAUGCCGAAGAAGAAGAAGAAUAA